AUGGCUGAUCUCUUUCAGCAGCUUGAGGCAGAAUACUGCCCGCCCAUUGAUUCCGCUCUUUUCUCUGCCAUUGUCUCUGACUAUGACUUGACAAAUCCAGAAGCCGCCAUUGACGCCAGAGCCACACUAGAUGCUCUCAAGGCCACGGCUACCGAGGAGGAAGCUACUGGCUUCGACGCCUCUGGCAGCGGCGCACAACAUGAAGAUCACACUCCUGGACAUCCGGCAUCAAUGCCGGAGACCUCUGGCUCAGUCUCAAGGGAAACCGACAUGACGAGUCUGUCCAAUGGCCUAUCAAGUGUUGAUCUCGACUCGGAAGGAUCGCCCGACCGCGGAGAAUACGACUUCGAAGCCUGCGACCAGGACACCAAGGUAUUAAUUUUGAAAGAGAUAUUUCCUUCGCUCUCCGAAUACACCAUUUCGCAUACUCUCGCUCAUCAUGAUUCAAAAUGGAAGCCUGCAUUUGACGAUCUGUUGAAUCAAGUCUACUUUGAAGAGGACGGCAAGAUUGACGGCAAGGACAAGGUAUCGGCUAAGGGCAUCGAUGCCUUCAGCGAGGAGAAUGUCAUGAAAAGGGGCAGAAAGGGCAAGAAGCGCGGUAAGAAUCUCAAAACGAUCGACGAUGUGCGCUCCUCCUCGCUACCAACAGAAUCGCGGCCGUCUACAAACCAAUGGCAAACAGCCAAGGGCGACGUCGACUUUAUUUCAGAUCGCGCAAACAUUCCCACUCAGGUCGUGCUAUCAUUAUACAACCAGGAAAACCGCUCUGUACCAAGGACCAUCUCGGCUAUUCUCAAGACCUUCUUGUCGGAAGACAGUACCUCGGAGGAACCCGAAGUCCAAGUGAAAGCAUCGCUUUUGGGUCAAGACUAUCCUGGUCUCGCUCCUGAAUAUCUUGUGGCCCUGAUCAAAUUGACGCAGCCCUCAAAUACAGCAGCUCGAGAACUAGCGAAAGCCCUCACCACAAAGCCAACCACCCACGAAACCGGCAGCCGCAUCAUCAUCCCCCAAUACGCUCCCGUUCGCAUCUCCGAAAACGACGACUAUACCCCCCGAAGCAGUUUUGAAAUUGACACUUCCACCGUUGAUUUCGGCUCCGCCUCCGCCUCCACAGCCCAACUUCGAGCAGCAAGAUCAGCAGCCAUGGAGCAAGCACGCGCAGCAUACCGCAAAUCGAGAUCAGACCGCCUCAUGGGCGGCGCCGCCGGAUAUUAUUCGCAAGUCGGCCGCGAUCAUGGGGCCGCUUUGCAUCAAUCGCAAGCUGCCGUUGCCAACGCUAUUGUAGCUGCUCAGUCCUCUGCCUUCGAAGUCGAUCUGCACGGCGUCACCGUGGAGAAUGCUGUGAGGAUCGCGAGGCAGAGAACCAAUGCUUGGUGGACUGGGCUUGGUGAGAACAAGGUGAACGGUCGUGUAGGCGCUGCUGAGCGUGCAAGCGGAUUCCGUAUUAUUACGGGUGUUGGUAGACAUAGUGCUGGUGGUAAAGGUGUGCUUGGUCCCGCAGUCAAGAAGGGUCUCGAACAAGACGGCUGGAGGCUUGAAGUCAACAGUGGUGCGAUCACUGUCAGAGGUAAGAGCAGAGCCUACUGA
This is a messenger RNA of Aureobasidium pullulans EXF-150, 1587 nucleotides long. RefSeq lists its product as uncharacterized. Bases 1 to 1587 code for a protein of 528 amino acids. The transcript is spliced from 2 exons. Gene Ontology annotation, molecular function: ubiquitin binding. The record is from RefSeq and is a predicted model, not a curated record. Lineage: Eukaryota; Fungi; Ascomycota; Dothideomycetes; Dothideales; Saccotheciaceae.